GUGAAGCUUAGCCAUAGACGAUUCUCUGAUCUUUCUUAUGAGUGAUGGAAGUGAAGCUAAGCCAUAGACGAUUCUCUGAUCUUUCUCUUCCCAGAUUCCAUUUUCCAAAUCUUAAAACUACCUUCCCAUCUCCAAGUUUGAAAUGGUGGGUUGGCAGUAAGAAGCAUUUUACUGUUCUUGCAGAGAGAUGGAGAUUUCAUAUUCAGGAUAUUUCGAAGGGUCAAAGCUCCACCAAUCCCUACUUGCUUCAUGUGGUUAAAGAGGGUGAAACAUUAACUUCAAUUUCAAAGCAGUAUGGGGUGUCUAUAUAUUCUGUUGCUGCAGCUAAUAAGAAUAUAUUGGAUGUUGAUCUUGUUUUCGAAGGACAGCUUCUUAACAUUCCUGCAUCUGCCCCUGCAGACACUAAAGUGUGUUUGUGCCUCAAUCAGUAUCAGGUCAAGAAAUGUGAGUCGCCUAGCUUUGAUCAACUGGAAAGGCUUCAAAACUUCAUGAAGAUUAUGGAUGGGGUUCUAAACCAAAAGCCCUUCAUCACAGUAACCACCCUCCAUUUGCCACAUGCUAAAGCCACUGGUUAUUUUCUAGUUCUGGUUCCUGCAUUAGCAUUUUGCAUCAGAUGCAUAAUUGGUGCCUUUCACACUAGAGCUCGUAGAAACUUGGGAUGCCAAGCUUCGAAUGAAUCACGGAGGCAUCAAGAUGUGCCCGAGAGUAAGCGUUGGAAACAUGCUCUCAGUGACAUAAGGGAGCCAGAUAAUUUGGAUGGUGAACCAAUACUAAAUUCCACUGGUACUUCUGCAGAUCAAGAUCAAAAUUCAUUUGAAGAAGUCUCUCAUGCAUACGACAAACUUGAACAUGAAUAUCAGAAGUUUUUAUCAGAAUGUGGAAUUAGCAAUUCGGGAUACUGGCGGGGAGGUUCUACAGACUAAAAUCAUUACAGUGCUGUUCAUCCUUCUUGGUACAAAAAUUUACCAUACAAUCUCAUGCUCAUCUGCAAUGAUUGAAUCCUUUGUACAGUUCUGUAAGUUUUUUUUGUUGUCGUUUUGGGUGUUUAAGAAUGUAAUGAGACUUGAAGAUUGUGAAUCAUAACUUUAGGACUAGUUAGGCUUCAUUUCUGACUAGUUUGCUUGCAAUGUGUGAUUAUCCCUUACAGGGACAACAGGAAUAGGAAAAGGCACGGCAAAAGAUUUACUACAAAACUGUAAAUUUGAAUGAAACAGCUUGUUUAGGUUUUACAUGUCAUGUAUAAAAAUUGUUAAAAGCUGCUCUUUUUCCCA
Molecule: messenger RNA, 1271 nt
Organism: Populus euphratica (Euphrates poplar)
Lineage: Eukaryota; Viridiplantae; Streptophyta; Magnoliopsida; Malpighiales; Salicaceae
Exons: 7
Coding region: 45-923 (292 amino acids)
Source: RefSeq, a predicted model, not a curated record